Molecule: messenger RNA, 1263 nt
Organism: Aureobasidium melanogenum CBS 110374
Lineage: Eukaryota; Fungi; Ascomycota; Dothideomycetes; Dothideales; Saccotheciaceae
Exons: 1
Coding region: 1-1263 (420 amino acids)
Biological process (GO): canonical NF-kappaB signal transduction
Source: RefSeq, a predicted model, not a curated record
AUGCCCAGCAUCCAAGAUAGCAUCAAUCAGAUCAAAGAGCAGAUACGAGACCAUGAUUACGCGCGCCAAUCACACGAACAAACGCAGCGCGAGCACGAGCGCAUUCUGGACGAAUAUGACCGUAUGACGCGCCACCGUUCAACACGCAUGCGCGACGAGAGAGAGGGCAACAGGCACCAUCGCAGCGAGAGACGCCGAUCCAGAUCGCCGCCGUCUUUGCGCUUCCGAUUCAAGGAUGGCAAAAGUGGUGGUAGUGAAAGACGCAAGAGCAAGCAUUCAUCACACAGACACAGACACAGGCACACUUCUAGACACGAACGUGAGCAUGACGAAGCCGACAUACAGGGUUAUACCGCUCAUCCCUUCUCGCGACCGCGCACUUCUGAGUACUUGGAUCCGUCCAUCUCAGCUUCUCCUCAACCCGAGCCCAAUGCUGCUCACUCCGUAGACCCAGAUCUUGCCUUUCGAGAAUCGCUGUUCGAUGCCAUGGCAGAUGACGAAGGUGCCGCUUACUGGGAAGGUGUCUAUGGAGAGUCUAUCCACUCAUACCCUCGACCUUCUGUCAAAGAUGAUCAAGGACAUCUCGAGCAAAUGACCGACGACCAAUACGUUGAAUACGUCAAAGCCAAGAUGUGGGAAAAGAAGAACCCCGAGUUGCUCAGGGAACGACAAGCGCGUGCUGAACGUGAAGAGGAGGCUCAAAACGCUAGAUCGAGGAAGAGGAGACAUGAUAGCGAGGAUGAGGAAUACGAGGAAGACUUUGAAUGGGUUGGCAAUGAAGAGAAGGGCUAUGAGAAGAGAUCUACACGCACACGUCGUCAAAAGCCAGACACUCGAGAUGCGCCACGCGAUAAGAGCUUCAUGUCUGAUGUCGACGCUGCUCUUGCUCGAGGUGCCAAACGGAAAGAAGCAAAGAAAUGGCAACAAGCCUGGCUGUCUUAUCAACAAAGAUGGCAAGACCUCAAAACCAAUUCUGCACAACUUCAAGGCGAAGAACUACUCAGAGCAAUUCCUUGGCCCGUUCAAAGUCUGGCUGCCAAAGAUGUUGCCAAACAGAAUGUUGAAGAUUUCUUCUCCAAUGCUCCUCUGGACUCUGAAGAUGUUCGAGUCAAGACUCUGAAAGAUGAGAGUGUCAAUUGGCAUCCUGACAGAUUCCAACGCCGCUUUGGUGGAAGCAACGUCGAUGAGGAUACCCUCAAACUUGCUACAAGCGUCUUCCAGACUAUAUACGAAAUGUGGGAGCGUACUAGGCCAGCCAAAUAA